CAUAUUUCAGCCCUACGAUUUGCUUUAUUCGGGCCACUGAUAGAAGCAUACCCUGAGGCCAAAAUCAUUCUUGUCGAGCGAGAUGCUGAUAGCUGGUUCGAUUCUGUCCAAAAACCGGGUACGAGAUGGUUAAGGCCAAGUAUGCCGCUCAAAUGCCAGACUACAGCGCACGUCAUAUGCGCUUUUUCAUGAAAUUAUAACUCAAUGGUGUAUUGCUCGAUCCAGCGUUGAUGGCAGAUGCAGAGGCAGUGAAAGCUAGAUACUUGGCGUAUAAUGCAUGGGUUAAGGAGUAUGUGCCACAAGAUCGGUUGCUGGCGCUGAAGCUUGAAGAAGGCAUUAAUUUGGACAAGAUUUGUGCGUUUCUCGAUAAGCCUGUCCCCGCCGACCCUAUCCACGGAUUAAUUCUACCAAAGAGCUUAUCGAGGAGAUACCCGAUUUUUUAGAUCCCUCAA
This is a messenger RNA of Zychaea mexicana, 452 nucleotides long. RefSeq lists its product as uncharacterized. The record is from RefSeq and is a predicted model, not a curated record. The transcript has a single exon. NCBI's taxonomy places the organism in Eukaryota, Fungi, Mucoromycota, Mucoromycetes, Mucorales, Lichtheimiaceae. The coding region runs from base 231 to 443 and encodes 70 amino acids.